This is a messenger RNA of Hylaeus volcanicus, 4105 nucleotides long. RefSeq lists its product as uncharacterized. The transcript is spliced from 3 exons. Gene Ontology annotation, biological process: regulation of transcription by RNA polymerase II. The coding region runs from base 2747 to 3892 and encodes 381 amino acids. The record is from RefSeq and is a predicted model, not a curated record. Gene Ontology annotation, cellular component: nucleus; transcription regulator complex. Lineage: Eukaryota; Metazoa; Arthropoda; Insecta; Hymenoptera; Colletidae.
CACGGAAAAGCAGAGCGCAAGAGAGAGGAGCAACCGUGGGGGGAGGGGAGAGAGAGAGAAAAAUAAAAGGAAAAGGAGAAGGAGAAGGAGCGCAGAGGAGCACAGAGGGGUCGAGGGGGAGGCGGAGGUGGAGCUUGGUACGAGGACGUUGGAGAACGGCCGUAGAUACAGUUAGUGGCGUCGCCGUCGGACGUCCUCGGGCGACGGCGCCACCGUCGUCCUCGUGCAGGCGUCCCUCGGCUAAAGUAGGUUAGGUCGAUGAGGCCACGAUGAUACCGCCGCCGCCGACGUCGCCGCCGCGGUUUCUGCGCAGCGGUCUCGAUUCACUCUGCCUUCUCUCUGCUGCGGGCUCGUCUUCUUCCUUUCUUCGAACCGACGAUUCCGCGAAUAGUCAUUCGCAGUUACGGCCGCUUGAUCGAUUUUUCAUGGUUUUUCGCGACGGUCUUUUCGAAGAAGGAUCUCGAGAAAUGUCGUAGGAAGUGGAGUACGGAAAUUAUAUCCUCGUGGGGGGUCCUAGACGAAAUUAGGGGGUCGGUGAAUUAAGAUAAAUUAUGAUAGGAGUAUUUGAUAAAUGGUAACGGAAUAUGUUGAUGGUUGUUCUUUGAGGUGUUUAGGAAGACAAAGAAAGAAACUGAUGAUUGUUGUUGACAGAAUGAUACGUGCGAGUGUAUGUAAGGCGCCAUAUUGGUCAAUCUUCAGAGUCGUCUAUAUAUGUAACAAAUAUUUAUGUUUGAGUUUGCAGAGUUGAUUACGCGAUAGAGCAUGAUUAUCUCAACAAAAGAUACAUAUGAGUGUACGUACGAGUGUAAGACCUGCGAGAGUUAAUUGUAUUGUACUUAAAAAUAUAAAUUAAAACGAACGUUCAAGGGAAAUUAGGAUUUAUAAACAAUGAAAUUUGGGAACUAUCGAUACAUUCCAUUUGUUUAAAUUUCCUUAUACUAUAUUGUUGCUGAAUUCUUUUUUCCAUUUCUCCCGUUUCUAUCAGAAUUUUUAUGAUUUUCUACUAUUAUAUUUCUAAAAUUAUUUCUGUCCGUUUGACAAUAAUGACAAUAAGUAUCAUAUAACGGGAGUACCAAUUGAAUUUUAAAUUACUUUAAUCUAAAAGGUUCCAUAAAUCCGCAAAAUGGAGGGACUGCUGAGCAACUAUCCUAGAAUGCUAAUGGUCGCGUGUAUAGUCACUCAUGACGCCACAGGAUCGAUUUUCCUGUUCCUGCCAUCUAGUUUCAGUCCGUUUAAAAAGUAGCGGCAACGAUAACCUAAAUUUCCGUAUAAUGCAUUCUACCGUAUUCACAUGUUUCAUUUAACCUGAUGUGUAUCUCCCAACAUCAUUUUUCAUCUAUUUAAAACACUGAACACUUAUCAAGAAUGCGUGAGAAUUUUUCAUGAAGACGCUUAUUUUUGCGAAAGCAACGUAUUCGAAUAUAAACGUAUUCGAUUCGAAUUUGCCCGCCAAUAAGACGACCAUUGGCGUGGCAAGCUUCUUUACGAGUGUCCGAUCGAUUUCUUUUUCACGAUUACUGCUGCGAUUAGGGUCGCUAUAUUCUUUGAAACUAUUCAGUAAUACACACAAGCUAUAGAAAGUUUUCAUAAAGAAAGAGAAAUACAAGCAUAAAGUAUACUAAUCAUUUUGUACAUUUAUAUAUUUUCCAAAGUAGUACAUUAUUAAUUUUUUAAUUUGUCAUGAAUAGACUGCGGAUCUUUAUGCGAAAUAAAAUCUUCGCGAAAGUGCCUAUAAAAAUUGAACCUAAAUAGGAAUUUAUUUUAUUCUGCAAAUAUUACAACAUGAACUUUACUUUCAAUCUUUCUUAUAUUCUUACACAUUGUUUGCAUUUUAUACUUUCUUGCACAUUCAAAUUGCCUAUAAAUCCAUAAAGAUCCGCAGUCUACUAAUCAUAUGUAUAUGUAUGUUACUUUCAGAGUUGAACAAUUUAUUCAAAAUGAUAAAGCAAUUUGAUUUCAUCCAUCCUCAUAAUUCUUCAAACGUUUCGUCCAGUUAAAAAUUGAUCUAAAUCAAAUCUUAAAAUUAUGUCAUCCCAUAUAAGUCCGUCCUAUAGACAUAUGUAUAUUAUGUUACUUUCAGAGUUGAACAAUUUAUUCAAAAUGAUAAAGCAAUUUGAUUUCAUCCAUCCUCAUAAUUCUUCAAACGUUUCGUCCAGUUAAAAAUUGAUGUAAACCAAAUCUUAGAAUUAUAUUAUCCCGUAUAAGUCCGUCCUAUAGAUCGUGUUCAUAUUUAAUAAAAGAAGAGAAAACAUAAGAAACUGUCGCUAAUAACCAAAGGUUGAUGCGACGUUAAAUAUGUAAUAAAAAAAAAAAAAAAAGAACUACAACCAAUUUUAUAUCGACGGUAUAAUGACAUUGCAAGAACUCUAGAAAACGAUCACAAAAAGAGCGGAUGAUAGCAUCUUUCCGUAAUAACAUUUGAGCGUAUCCUUUCCAUAUUAAUUUGAAUAGCAGAAUAAUAAGUGGCGCAAACUUGUAUGAUGAAUAAACAAAUAAAAAAUGUGUUCUACUCCAGAGAAAAUUUGGGGUAGAAAUUCAAGGCCGUAUUUAUGAAUACAUGUUCCGGUUUCUGUGCGUAUUACUCAGGUAGUGGCUCACGCACAAUCCCCAGUGUCCUCUUCAGAGUCUUUUCAUACAGGCACACGAUUGGGGCACUCAGUCCUUACCACGGGAGACCUGGCACUGUGCGACCCGUGUGCCUGCUGCGUCGCUGGUAGUCACCCUUAACACACCAGGCACAGAUCACAUGCAGAAACAAGCGAAGAUUUUUGACGUAAAAGCGUUUAUUGAAGAAGUCAGGAAACGUCCUCCCAUUUGGGACUCGACUAACGUGAACAACUCUGACCCGAGAAAGAAGAAACGAUGCUGGGAGGAAAUACAUUUAGUAGUCCAUCCAAACUACAAAGACAUGUCUCGCCAAGAAAAAGCUAGAGUUGCUCACGAUAUACGUAAAAGGUGGAAGAACAUUCGACAGAAUUACAAACGAGAAAUGGACAGGAAAAGGUUGAUUGAUUAUGACCCAAACCGGUCUGGGACACCCUAUCUCGACAGUUUAUCGUUUCUGGAACCAAUAAUUUUGGAUCAAAAGACGAAUUCGGGAGGAAAUGAUGAUGUGGAAGGAGAGGAGUUCCAGAGUGAACCAGAAGAUGCCCAAGUAUUACCUGAUUCUUCCCAACCAGUGACUUCUAAAUGUGGAGGUAACAAAAGAAGAGCUAUUGAGAAGGAAACAAAAUCCGAACCAUCACAAACAGGAUUUGUUCGUAAGGGAAUCAAAAGAAAAGCUACCGAGCUUAAUCUCUUACAAGCAGAAGAAAUUCUACCUGAGUCAUCUCAAUCAGACUCUUUAGAAUCUAGAGAAACCAACGGUAAGGCUACCAAGUCUAAUCAUCUUGAAAAGGAGGAAACUGUGUUCAAACCAUCUCAAUCAGGAUCUUCAGAAUCUAGAAGAACCAACAGUAAGGCUACCAAGCCUAGUCACCUUGAAAAGGAAGAAACUAUGUUCAAACCAUCUCAAUCAGGAUCUUCAGAAUCUAGAAGAACUAAUAGUAAGACUACCGAGCCAAACCGCGUAGAAACGGAGCAAACGUUGCCAAACCCACCUCAACCAGGGUCUUUCGAGUCUGGAGGACCUACAAGAGGAUCUCCCAAGGGAGACUGCAUAGAAGAACAUUACACGAGCUGUGAUCCAAAGUCUUUUGCAAAGACGUGCUCCAGAAGUGGACGACGACGACGACAAACAUUUCCUGUUGUCCCUUUUAAACGCAACGAGAGCUGUUCCGAAUCACCUGAAGUUAACGAUGAGGACAGAAAUGAUGCAAGUUGUCGCAAAAUAUCGCGACAUGGGUGCACAUGUCUCUUUGAAAUCCAAACGUCCUCCAGCCUAAUCAUUUAGCCCGAUGCAAUUCAUAAUUAAGUAAUCACUGUUAUCUUAGGCCGAUCGCACACGGCGCAACCGAUAUGAAAUUAGUGUUACACACCGUUUGCGCUUGUUGUUUUACCUACUAAAGAAUUGGAUCUACGGUCGCAUGCAACUAGUUUCAGAGUGGUUUGAAAUUAAUCGGUUGCGCCGUGUGCGAUAGGCCUUAAUCAUCAAAUUAUUGUACGA